Messenger RNA from Neohortaea acidophila, 1797 nucleotides. RefSeq names its product cytidine deaminase-like protein. The record is from RefSeq and is a predicted model, not a curated record. Gene Ontology annotation, cellular component: cytosol. Gene Ontology annotation, biological process: 'de novo' IMP biosynthetic process. The transcript is spliced from 3 exons. Lineage: Eukaryota; Fungi; Ascomycota; Dothideomycetes; Mycosphaerellales; Teratosphaeriaceae. The coding region runs from base 1 to 1797 and encodes 598 amino acids. Gene Ontology annotation, molecular function: phosphoribosylaminoimidazolecarboxamide formyltransferase activity; IMP cyclohydrolase activity.
AUGGCUAACUUGGGCGCGCAAAAGAUUGCCAUUCUGUCGGUGUACGACAAGACGGGUUUGCUCGACCUGGCCAAAGGGCUGGUCAAGCACAACAUCCGCCUGCUUGCAUCUGGUGGCACGGCCAAAUUGAUCCGCGAGGGUGGCUUUCCUGUCGAAGAUGUUUCCGCCAUCACCAAAGCCCCCGAGAUGCUCUCUGGCCGAGUCAAAACCCUCCACCCCGCCGUCCAUGCCGGCAUCCUCGCCCGCAACCUCGAGUCAGACGAGAAAGAUUUGGCAGAUCAAAACAUCAAUAAGGUCGACUAUGUCAUCUGCAACCUAUACCCCUUCAAGGACACCGUUGCAAAGAUCAACGUCACCAUCCCAGAGGCUGUCGAAGAGAUUGACAUUGGUGGGGUUACGCUGAUUCGAGCGGCGGCGAAGAACCACAACCGAGUCACGAUUCUGAGCGACCCCGAAGACUACCACGAUUUCCUCAACCAGCUGAACAAUGGGGAGGUGCCGGAGAAGAAUCGUCAGCUGUACGCCCUCAAGGCUUUCACCCACACCGCAGACUACGACGCCGCCAUCUCAGACUUCUUCCGCAAGCAGUACGCUAGUGGCGGACUGCAACAGAUCAGUCUGAGAUAUGGCACCAACCCGCAUCAGAAGCCCGCCGCCGCGUACACCACCGACAUGGACCUUCCCUUUAAGGUGCUCAACGGCGCACCGGGCUACAUCAACCUUCUGGAUGCGCUCAAUGCCUGGCCUUUAGUCAAGGAGCUCAGCGAGGCCCUCGACUAUCCUGCUGCUGCUUCCUUCAAACAUGUCUCUCCCGCUGGUGCAGCCAUUGGCGUUCCUCUGAGCGACGUCGAGCGCAAAGUUUACAUGGUCGAUGAUAUUGAAGGCCUCGCCUCUUCUCAACUAGCUCAAGCCUACGCCCGAGCACGAGGAGCAGACAGGAUGUCGUCUUUCGGUGACAUGAUUGCGUUGUCCCACGAAGUCGACCUCCCCACCGCGCGGAUCAUCAGCAAGGAAGUCAGUGACGGCGUUAUUGCACCCUCCUACGACUCCGAAGCCCUUGCACUCCUCAGCAAGAAGAAAGGUGGCAAAUACCUCGUCCUGCAAAUUGACAGGGCCUACACCCCACCCGCACAAGAAAACCGCACCGUCUACGGCAUCCAUCUCACCCAACAUCGCAACGAUGCCACAAUCACCCCGCACAACACCUUCAACACCAUCAUCGUUCCCAAGGAAUCGGCUCCUCUCCCCGAGUCCGCCCUGCGCGAUCUCACCGUCGCCACCAUCGCCCUGAAAUUCACCCAGUCCAAUUCCGUAUGUUACGCUCUCAACGGCCAAGUCAUCGGUCUUGGUGCUGGCCAGCAGUCCCGCAUUCACUGCACCCGCUUGGCCGGCGAUAAGACCGACAACUGGUGGAUGCGCUUCCACUCGCGCGCCCUUGGUCUGCAGUGGAAGAAGGGCACCAAGCGCGCGGACAAGUCCAACGCAAUCGAUAUGCUCUGCAGUGGCGUCGUGCCCGAGUCCGGAAUCGAGCGCGAAGAUUGGGAGCGGAACUUUGAAGAGGCGCCUGCUGUCUUCACUCCGCAGGAGCGGAAAGAGUGGUUGGAGAAGUUGUCGGAGGUGGCGUGCAGUAGUGACGCCUUCUUCCCCUUCACCGACAACGUGUACCGCGCUGCUCGCAGCGGGGUGAAGUACAUCGCCGCGCCGACGGGGAGCCAGAACGAUCAGCCGUGCUUUGAGACGGCGAGUCAAUUGGGUAUUACGUUUGUGGAGCAACACGUGCGGCUGUUCCAUCAUUAG